AUGCAGUACGACAAGGUUAUCACAGACGACGUUCAACUGUUACGUAUUUGUAAAGAUGACCCGACUGAGCAGCUGUUGUUUGACGAUUGCAAGAAAGAGUGCAGCGCUGCCGACGAGGCGUGCGUGGGCAUCGGCUGGAAGAAUGGGUCGUGGCCCGAGUGCUUCCUGUUGAGCUCGCUGCCGGAAUCAGAUCCCGAAUAUUUUCCCUGCCAGAAAGACGCGUGGGGCUGGCGCGCCUACAUGAAGAAGACGUGGACCCUCUUCGACAUGUUCUUCACGAAGGGAGGUAUCGAGUCCAUCUGGCUCCGGUUCACCACCCUGGCCGCCUACAGCUACUGCCAUGAGGGCUACGACAUAAGCUUCCUGUGGAGGUGGUGGAGCUACCAGUUCACGCACGGCAGCAUCACUCACGUCGGCGCCAACUGCUUCUGCUUCAUGUUGAUCAAGCUCGGCUUUCCCUUGGAGGGCUGGCAGGGAACAGGCAUGUUCGCUGUCAUGUGGACCAUCGGGUUCUAG
Prorocentrum cordatum is the source of this 516-nucleotide messenger RNA. Lineage: Eukaryota; Dinophyceae; Prorocentrales; Prorocentraceae. The record is from the annotation of a GenBank genome assembly.